UGACGUAAGUGAGCUGCAAACUCAUGACAGAGGAGAUGAAGACAGAAAGCCUGUACCCAGCUCCUCAGCUCACCACAGAAAGGUUGAGGGAAACUUUAUGUCAAGCGGUGAAUGUCGGUUUUUUUUUUUUUUUUUUUUGCCAGGUUUGUCUGUAACUCUAAAUAACAUGGGGCCUCAGUUGAGUUUAGAAACACUGGCAGAGCCACACAGGGGAAAACCAGCUGAGUAAACCAAUCACCAUAGCCCUGCUCCUCCAAAUAGAGAGACCAAGAGUAGAAACAAAUGAAAUAUGUGUAUUCUCAACAUUUUUUAAGUCCUGUGUCCAUCAAGCAAGCUCUUUUCCCCCCAGCAAAUCGAAACUUUUCUCUGUUUUAUGUGAGCGCUGUUUGAUAUAUACAAGCUGUAUUGCCAGCUUGAAUGCAACGCGGUUUCCCUGGCAACGGCAUGUCAACAGCGCCCCCGGCUGAGGACUCGUAUUCAUCCUGCCCGAACCUCCUACUUCUGAAAAUGUCAGAAAUGUCUGCUAUGAACAGAAAGUUAAUACAGACUCUCGCUGAAUCAAUCUCUAAACACGUGGAGCACUUCAAUAAAACAGAGGUUGAGUGCCUCAUCCGAGAGUUUAAUGUGCUCAUGGGAGAGCCCGCCACCCCGGGGAGAGCAGUCACCGGCCUGGACAGAGGGAAGUUCAGGAGCAUCCUGCACAACAUCUUUGGGAUGACCGAUGACAUGAUCAUGGACGGAGUCUUCAGGUCAUUUGACAAAGACAACGACAGCUUCGUGAGUAUGAAAGAGUGGAUUGAAGGACUGUCUGUUUUCCUUCGAGGGACCUUGGAUGAAAAAAUAAAAUACUGUUUUCAUGUGUAUGACUUGAAUGGUGACAACUACAUAUCAAGGGAGGAGAUGUUUCACAUGCUGAAGAACAGCCUCAUUAGACAGCCCACAGAGGAGGACCCCGACGAGGGAAUCAAAGACCUGGUGGAGAUCACGCUGAAGAAGAUGGACCAUGACCAUGAUGGCAGGCUGUCUUUUGCUGACUUUGAAAUGGCAGUGAGAGAGGAGAACCUGUUACUUGAAGCUUUUGGAACCUGCCUCCCUGACACCAUGAACCAAGCUUUGGAGUUGUCCUGGAGCCAUGGGUCUCCACUGUUCCUCAGCUGGACUCAGAAUAGAACCUCCUCUAGCUUUGACAGCCAUAAAGUGGAGUUGUGUAGGCAACUAGGAGAAAAGUUGGGCCUAAAAGAUGGAGAGCAGGGCUUCCUGAGACCAUGUCACCAGGUCUCAUCAGUCCAUCAAGUGUUUGUGGAGCCCCUGACAUCUGAUGACUGGGAGAUCCUGGAGAUUCACAGUGCCGCGCUGGAGCAGCAGCUGUUAGAUCAGAUCAGAGUGGUGUUCCAAGAUGCCGUGUUUCCUGUGUGGGUGGACAGCCACACAGCCAUCUACAUCCGAAUAGCAUCACUUUUGCCAUCUGUGCCCUACGGUCGCUUGGAGCAGUUCACAGAACUAGUUGUCUCUCCGAAGGACCGUGUUGGAAUUAGCGACAUAAGAGGCUCUCUGAUGAGAACCAGUGAGAAACAGCAUCCUCACAGACCGACCAACUUGGAUCUUUCCUCCUCCUCCCAAGAGUCAUUUGAAAAUUCUGCUCAUGUACCUCAAAGCCAACAGUGGGGUGGCAUAGCUGACUUGAGGAGCCUCCUACGCUAUGUGAUAAAAGGCACUUAUGACCCAGUUAAAGAGCUACCACCAGUGCCUGGCAUCCCUGCCCUGUUCACUGACUCUGUCUACAGAGUGUGUUGUGUGCCUCCUGACUCUCUUUGCACCAUAAGCCAUGUUGCAACUGGUGUUAUUCAUUUAUUUCCUUGGAGGCAUGGACUAAAUGCUGGACUAAUUGGAGGUCCGUCUCCAGUGACAUAUGGCCUGCUCUCCAAAGUUCCUUCCCCUAAAGAAAGGAGGGACAGAGCCAAGCAGGCCAUGGAGAAAAAGAAGAACUCAGGAGUUACUAAAGUUGCCACUCCUGUGGAUGGAGGUGAAGAGAUGAAAGAAGAGGAGGUCAUGGUGGUCAGGGUGGUGUGUCACAGCAUUGAGAAGGUAGCAGGAAAACAAAGGAGCCCCAGCAAGGGAGAGAUCCAUAGUGGAAGAGUAUGGAUCCCCCAGCCUCUGGCCCUCAGGUUGAAUAUCAGGCCACAUUCCACAGUUAGAAUUAAACCAGUGACAUCGACUAUCAAAGUGGCCUCCGCUAUUCGUCUACAGCCCUUAAGACCACUGCUUGAGGAAGACGAUGAGGAGAUCCAGGCGGCUUUUCUUGGUUGGCUGCACACUCAGAGUCACGAACCUUUAGCCUGUCUGACUGCGCGGUCUGGCACCAUCCUCCUACAUGGAACUGACGCAAAGUUAGAGUUUGCUUUAACUGUGCUGAAGCCAGAACCUGCGAAUGAUCCUGCUGACCAGCUGUUUCUACUGGCACACACUCUUAUCCAGAAGGAAAACAUACAGGUAGACAGAGAGUCAGUAACCAUGCCGGCUGUGAGUGCUGUAGCUGAAAUGCCAAACCCAGAGCUUCCCUCCCUCAGUAUUCUUGGUGGCAUCGAUGAGCUUAGUAGGAGUGGAUUUGAGUUCAUCUCCCACAGCCUUCUGGGUAGCCCCCUCUCACGAGAGCUUUGUACCACUGGGCAGGGGCUUCAAGGAGGAGCUCUACUCAUCACUGGUGCUAAGGGGAGUGGAAAGAGCACUCUGUCCCGAGCCCUCUGCAGGAAAGCUAGAGAAUAUUUGGAUGCACAUGUGGAGGUGGUGGACUGCAGAAAGCUACAAGGCAAAAGGGCAGAAACUGUGAGACAGAUGCUGCAGGAUAUUUUUGAACAAGCGGAAUGGAGGCAGCCUUCAGUUGUCCUUCUCGAUGACCUGGAUCAUGUGACAGGGGCACCAACCUCACCUGAGCAUGAGCAGGGCCCUGAGGCACUGCUUCAACAGCACAUUGCACAGAGUCUGAAGGAUGUGGUGGAUGAGGUGGUGGCUCAUGCCAGCCUGGUGUGCCUGAUCAUCACCAGCCAGAGUGAGCACUCUCUCCACCCCUCGCUGACUGAAGCCCAGAGGUCCCACUUCAUCCAGGGAUUUGUAAACAUCCAGCCACCAGACCAGGCCCAGAGAGUAGACAUCCUGCGCCGUUUGAUCCUCAGAAAAUCCAGUCUGUCUGAGGAGAGCUUGCAAAUUCUCGACCUGGGGGCUGUUGCCAAGGAGACAGAAGGUUAUGCACCUCAAGACUUGGCACUGCUGUUGGAGCGAGCUGUCCAUGCUAAUACUGUACAAAGAGGACACAGUGACCAGGGUGUGUGUCUGUCGUGGAAAGACUUUGCACAGGCUCUUAAGGAGUUCACGCCUCCAUCUCUGUGGGGGGUGGACCUCCACACCCCAAGUGGAGUUGGGCUGGAGAAGGUGGGGGGUCUGAGAGAGGUGCGACAGCAGCUAAUGGACACCAUACUGCUCCCUGCAAAGUAUCCCAUCCUGUUCUCCAAUCUUCCUAUCCGCCAUCGCUCAGGAAUAUUGUUGUAUGGAGCCCCUGGUACAGGGAAGACCCUGCUGGCUAGGGCUGUGGCCAAAGAGAGUGGUAUGAACUUCAUCAACAUCAAGGGACCUGAACUUCUGAGUAAGUACAUUGGAGCCAGUGAGCAGGGAGUCCGUGAUGUCUUCCAGAGGGCACAAGCAGCCAAACCCUGCAUCCUGUUCUUUGAUGAGUUUGACUCUUUGGCCCCCAGGAGGGGCCACGACAGCACAGGUGUAACAGACCGUGUGGUCAACCAGCUCCUCACCCAGCUGGACGGGGUGGAGGGACUGCAGGGUGUAUAUGUGCUUGCAGCCACAAGCCGUCCAGAUCUGAUUGACCCAGCCCUGCUGAGACCUGGACGACUGGACAAGUCCCUUCACUGCCCUCCACCUGACCUGGAGUCUCGUGUGGAGAUCCUCAAGGCUCUGAGUACUGGUGUUCCCCUGGCUGCAGAUGUGGACUUGGAGCAGCUGGCAGCAGCGACAGAGCAGUUCACGGGGGCAGACCUGAAGGCCCUGCUCUACAAUGCACAGCUGGAGGCCGUCCACAACAGUAUGGGCACCAGCACACCGCAUGAGCUGACUUCUGGCUCAGACAGCGACAUGAGCCUGUCCUCCAUGAUCUUCCCAAACAACAGUAGUGGCUCAGAUGAUUCAGUGGGGGAGGGAGACCCAGGCAUGAGUUUGGACCAGUCCAUGGUUCUCCUGGAGCCCGAUGAGCUCCAGGCAGAAGAUGACCAACAUCGCAGCAAUGUCUGGAGACUCUACUUCGGAAGCUCCUAUGAGUCAGAGUUGGGGAAUUCGCCAAUUUUAGGACUGAACUCCCAGUGCAUCUCGGGACCCAGCUCCAUGACCCAGGACUGCACAGGGGCAUCUGUCCGUGACACUGGUGGCUCUCUCCCUCCUGCAUACAUGUCCUCGCUCCAGAGUGGAUAUGAAGAGCUGAGCCCAGAGCAGUUGGAGCGCCUACAGCAAGAUAUUAACAACAUUAAGAACAACUACAGGAGAGGCAAUGAGGACUGUACCCGGGUUCAUUCAGCCUCCAGCCAGCCAGGCCUGUUGCUGUGUCAGGCUCAUGUGAACUCAGCCCUGGCUGUGACCAGACCGUCUCUCAGCAAGUCUGACUGGAACAGAUACACAAAACUGUAUGAAGCCUUUAGCGGUUCAGGAGAUGGAAAAGCUCCUCAUUCUGUCACAUUUAAACCUGGACAACGUGUGACUUUAGCUUGAACAAACAGUCUGACUCACCUAAUUCAUCAUUUUGAUGUUUAUGAAUAGAAGUGGUGAUGGAUUGAUUAUUAAUUUAACAAUCAGUUAAAUUAGUUUAACAGUUUCAGAGCUCGAGAGACAAUGUAAAUUAAUGUAAUUAAUAUAAUUUAAUAUUAGAACAAAUUGUUUUCUACUUGAUUAUGAAUGAGACAUUUAACUACUUAAAAUGUAAUUACUGUACAUAUGUAAAAUGUUAUAAAAUAAAGAAUUGUUGCAAUAAAAACUGCAGAUUUUCUAUGA
Lates calcarifer (barramundi perch) is the source of this 5043-nucleotide messenger RNA. RefSeq names its product peroxisomal biogenesis factor 1 (gene pex1). Gene Ontology annotation, molecular function: ATP hydrolysis activity; calcium ion binding; ATP binding. Lineage: Eukaryota; Metazoa; Chordata; Actinopteri; Centropomidae. Gene Ontology annotation, cellular component: peroxisomal membrane; cytosol; peroxisome. The record is from RefSeq and is a predicted model, not a curated record. Gene Ontology annotation, biological process: protein import into peroxisome matrix.